CAACCACAACUAUUCGUAAGUAAGACAUACACAACAUAUCAAUCUCUAACAAAAUACUAGUAAACAGUUUCCCCUUAUACAUGGCAGAUAGCGUGGUUUCUUUCCUUUUGGAACACUUAUCCCAAUUGCUGCUACGCGAAGCUAAUUUGCUGUUUGGAGUGGAAGACAAAAUCAUAUCCCUCCGUAACGAACUUGAAAUCAUAAACGUAUAUCUCAAAACUUCUUCUCAAGGGAAGAACAACACAGAAUUGAAACAAACGGUUCUGAGUCAGAUCAGAGAUGUCUCCCACUUAGCUGAGGAUGUUAUCGACACAUUCAUCACCAACAUCGCCUUGUACAAGAACAGAAAUCUGCCGGGAAGAAUGCUUCACAGUAUCGAUCAUGCAAAGUUGCUCCACGACGUAGCAGAGAAAAUUGACAAGAUCAAAACGGUGCUCAAGGAGAUACAUGAAAACAAGAUGAAAUACUGUGAAGAAAGCAGUGAUCAAUCAACAUCAGCAAGAGAAGAGGAGGAGAGAAUGAAAUCACUUGACAGAUUAAGAAGAAAUGUGGAGGAGGAAAAUGUAGUGGGCUUUGUCCAUGAAUCGGAGGUACUCAUAAAUAGACUCAUACAGAAUGGUUCGCCGCAACUUAAUGUAGUUUCAAUCAUUGGUAUGGGUGGAUUAGGCAAAACAACCUUAGCACGAAAAGUGUAUAACAGUGAUAAGGUGAAGAAGCACUUCAAUUGCCGCGCAUGGGUUUAUGUGUCAAACGAAUGUAGAGUCAGAGAGCUUUUGCUUGGUCUUCUUCAAAAUUUGAUGCCAAACAAUGAUUUUGAACGUAGAAGCAUAAGUGAUGAUGAGCUGAAGAAAAGAGUGCGGGAAUGCUUGGAGUUGAAAAGGUAUCUGCUGGUUCUUGAUGACUUGUGGAAAAUACAAGAUUGGGAGGAGGUAAAAGAUGCUUUUCCGGUUGAAAAUAAAGGAAGCAGAAUAUUGAUAACCAGUCGUUUGAAAGAAGUUGCCUCGCAUACAGGCCGAGAUCCUCCUCACUAUCUUCAAUUUCUCAGUGAAGAACAAAGUUGGGAGCUGUUUUCCAAAAAAGUAUUUAGAGGAGAAGAAUAUCCUUGUGAUCUUGAAUCUCUAGGUAAACAAAUUGUAAAAAGUUGCGGCGGUUUGCCACUUUCAAUUGUGGUUCUCGCAGGACUUCUGGCAAAUAAGGAAAAGUCACACAAGGAAUGGUUCAAAAUAUUCGGUCAUGUUAACUGGUAUCUUACCCAAACCGAGGCUCAAGUAAAAGAUGUACUCAAACUCAGUCUCGAUAACUUGCCAUCAAGAUUGAAACCUUGUUUUCUGUAUCUAGGGAUUUUCACUGAAGAUUCUGAAAUACGUGUAAGGCAAUUGUUGCAACUCUGGAUCGCUGAAGGAUUUAUACAAGAAACAGGAAGUAGAGAUGUACGCGAUGUUGCUGAAGACUAUUUGUAUGAGCUCAUUGAUCGGAGUUUGAUCCAAGUAGCACAAGUGAAAGAUAACAGAGGCGUGAAAUCAUGCCGCAUCCAUGAUCUUCUCAGAGAUCUCUGCAUAUUAGAGGGCAAAGAGGAUAAAUUCUUCCAGGUUUGCACUGAAAACAACAUUUCAAUCACUACAAAACCUCGUAGAUUGUCUGUGCAUUCUAGCAUGUCUCACUAUGUUUCUUCAAGCACUGUUGACCAUUCAUGUGUUCGUUCGUUGUUUUGUUACGACCCGAAUCAUGUUUAUCGCGACGAAUGGAAAUGGAUUACCGAAAACUGCAAAUUGGUUCGGGUGUUAGAUAUUGAAGGAUUAUGUUGUUUUAAGGUUCCUUCAAACUUAGGGAACUUCAUUCACUUGAGGUACUUAAGAAUAAACUCGCAGUGUUUUUCAAGUGUUCCAGAUUCGAUAUGCAACCUUCAGAAUUUACAAACAUUAGACUUUUUAUCUUCACCCUGGGACUCCACAAUUUCUUUUCCCAUCACAAUAUCAAAGCUCAAGCAUCUAAAGCAUGUGUAUACUUAUCGGGUAAUUGUGCUCCGGGGGCAUCGUUUAAAAUCAAAUGUUGGUGUAAUGUGGAAUCUUCAAACAAUCUCUCGCAUUGUACUCGAUACAAAAACAACAUAUCUCAUAAGCAAAGGAAGUUUCCCCAAACUAAGAAAAUUAGAAGUGCUUAUCUCCUCAAAGUUUAAAGGUCAUGUGCCCAAAAUGCUGCUAAGCCUACAACAACUGAAAGAUUUGAAUAAGCUAGAAAUCGAGUUUGUACUGAUGAAAGAUCAUUCAGAAGUGUGAUGGAAUAUCAAUUGUAAGCCCGUGGAAGUUUUACAAAGCUUGAAGCAUUUGAGCCAUCUGAGUAUACUGAAAAUUAUCAAUGCAUGUGAGCUUGGAACAUGUGUAGCCAUGUUUCCUCCCAACAUUACCAAGUUAACAUUGAUAAACAUUACUGGUUUUAAUGGAGAUCAAAUGAAUGCUUUUGGAAAUUUCGCCAAACUCCAAAGUUUGAUCUUAAAUGCAGCAUACGGCUGGCCUUCAGACUAUCAGUGUUCAAUUUUUGAUCUUAAUUGUGUUGAAGAUGGGUUCCCACAGCUGCAGGAGUUUGAAAUGGGAAAUUUGCCUAUCCGAAGCUGGAAAUUAGGUAAUGGUUCAAUGCCACGCCUUCAAAUUCUUGAUAUUGAUGAAUGUGAUAAGUUGGAUAGCCUCCCAAGUGAACUAUGGUCGUUGAAUACCUUAAGAAAAGUGCGUGUUCAGAAACCCUCCCCAGCAAUGGCUGCAACUCUACACAAUUUGGAAGUUAAAAAAGGAUGUGAGCUCAUUGUAGAAUAAUUAAUACUACUUGUUUACUUUGAAUUUAUAAGUUAUGUACCAUAUUUUAAACACCUUAUUUAUUGAUUUCAUAUUUUUACUUUGCUGAUUAAA
Vicia villosa (hairy vetch) is the source of this 2900-nucleotide messenger RNA. RefSeq names its product putative disease resistance RPP13-like protein 3. Bases 81 to 2276 code for a protein of 731 amino acids. Lineage: Eukaryota; Viridiplantae; Streptophyta; Magnoliopsida; Fabales; Fabaceae. The record is from RefSeq and is a predicted model, not a curated record. The transcript has a single exon. Gene Ontology annotation, molecular function: ADP binding. Gene Ontology annotation, biological process: defense response to other organism.